AAUUGCAAACGGAAUCCUAGCCUCAAAUUUUUUUCCGCUUCUCCCUCACGUCCUCAUCCCCUCAUUUUUUUUGACUUCUCUGUCUCUCUUCAUCUUCCUUCUCUUCUCAAUCACUCUUCCGUUGUCUUCUCACAUUUUCAUCACUUCGCCGCCGAGCUCACUGCUUCUAUCUGCUCCCGCUCAAGGUCGUGGCUUGACUAGAUGGUGAUCCAUUGUAUCUGUGAUUGCAAAAGUGUUAUGCUUUGCCAUAUUCAGCUCCCCAUGAAGCUCUCAACCUUUCAAUCAACUUCACUUCGUGCUCAUCCCUCAAUUGCCACCUCCAACUGCAACUCCUCCUACUCCAUCAAAACACCCACCACCAAGUUUGCUCCAAAGGCUUCUACUUUGUGCUUAAAAUUUUCCAGAAACAGCCAUUCAACUCUACGAUAUCAUGACAGAAGACUCUCGAAUAGACCCACUUCCAUCACGGCUUGUACCCAUGUUGGAGCUGCUGGAUCAGAUCGUCCAUUUGCAGACAAAGUUUCAGAAUUCAAAGAUGCAUGUUGGAGAUUUUUAAGGCCACAUACUAUACGCGGCACAGCACUAGGUUCUUUUGCUUUGGUGGCAAGAGCAUUGAUUGAAAACUCAAAUCUGAUAAAGUGGUCUCUUCUGUUCAAAGCAUUCUCUGGUCUUUUUGCCCUGAUUUGUGGGAAUGGUUAUAUAGUUGGAAUCAAUCAAAUCUAUGACAUUAGCAUUGACAAGGUAAACAAACCUUAUUUACCUAUAGCUGCUGGAGAUCUUUCAGUCCAAUCUGCAUGGCUAUUAGUUGCAUUUUUUGCUGCUGCUGGCUUGUUGAUUGUUGGAUUGAACUUUGGGCCCUUAAUAUUUUCACUUUACACGCUUGGCCUUUUUCUCGGCACCAUCUAUUCCGUUCCUCCAUUAAGAAUGAAACGUUUUCCUAUUGCAGCAUUUCUUAUUAUUGCCACGGUCCGAGGUUUUCUACUUAACUUUGGCGUGUACUAUGCCACUAGAGCUGCCCUCGGACUUGCAUUUGAGUGGAGCUCACCUGUGGUUUUCAUCACUACAUUUGUAACAUUGUUUGCAUUGGUAAUUGCUAUAACGAAAGAUCUUCCAGAUGUUGAGGGGGAUCGCAAGUAUCAGAUAUCAACCCUUGCGACAAAACUUGGUGUACGGAACAUUGCUUUCCUUGGUUGUGGAAUCUUGCUAAUGAACUAUAUUGGUUCAAUAUUGGCAGCAAUUUAUAUGCCACAGGCUUUCAGGCAAUGGUUACUGAUACCAGCUCAUAUGAUUUUUGCAUCCUGCUUGAUUUUCCAGGCAUGGGUAUUAGAAAAAGCAAAUUAUACCAAGGAAGCAAUUUCAGGGUUCUAUCGAUUUAUAUGGAAUCUAUUUUAUGCUGAGUACGCCAUAUUUCCUUUCAUCUAGCUGAUACCACGCUUCAGUUUUCUUUGAAGAGAUGCACACGUUGAGAGUCAUUGAUCUUCAUGGCUAAGCCAAAUCAACUGGUCAUUUUUGUUGUAAUUAGUAUUGUUGUAUAUAAAGUUCGACGGCGUUUUUCUUGUAAUAGAUAUAAUGUAGAGUGAUGGUGGAAAAUAAAGAGAUUAUCCUCAUUAUAUUCGUAAAACGAAAAUAUAUUAAAAGUGAUAUUAUCCUCUUUUAGAUAUUGGAAAAUUAGCACAAGUAACAUGUCAA
This is a messenger RNA of Arachis ipaensis, 1689 nucleotides long. RefSeq names its product homogentisate solanesyltransferase, chloroplastic. Gene Ontology annotation, cellular component: membrane. Lineage: Eukaryota; Viridiplantae; Streptophyta; Magnoliopsida; Fabales; Fabaceae. Gene Ontology annotation, molecular function: prenyltransferase activity. The record is from RefSeq and is a predicted model, not a curated record.